Messenger RNA from Microtus ochrogaster (prairie vole), 2140 nucleotides. It is a transcript of the gene Cdkal1, whose product is annotated as CDKAL1 threonylcarbamoyladenosine tRNA methylthiotransferase. The record is from RefSeq and is a predicted model, not a curated record. Lineage: Eukaryota; Metazoa; Chordata; Mammalia; Rodentia; Cricetidae. Gene Ontology annotation, molecular function: 4 iron, 4 sulfur cluster binding; tRNA (N(6)-L-threonylcarbamoyladenosine(37)-C(2))-methylthiotransferase activity. Gene Ontology annotation, biological process: tRNA methylthiolation. Gene Ontology annotation, cellular component: endoplasmic reticulum.
GGAGCAUGCGCAAAUAAGCCUGGCGGGACACAAGUGUCAUGGCGCGCUCCAUCUGAAGUCUGUGCAGUCUCCUGACAGUGGCGUGUGGGUUUUUCUCUCACUUUGGACAGAUUCAUCUUUCAGGAGGACUUGAGGCCAAUUUCUGAUAAUCAAGAAGAUGCCUUCUGCAUCCUGUGAUGCUCUCCUGGAUGACAUAGAAGACAUCAUGUCACAGGAAGAUCCCAAGCCACAAGACAGACAUUUCUCAAGAAAGCAUGUGUUUCCUAAAGUACGAAAGCGGAAUACCCAAAAAUAUUUGGAAGAGGAGCCCAGGCCACCAAGUGAUAGCACUAUUCCAGGCAUACAGAAAAUUUGGAUUCGAACAUGGGGCUGCUCACAUAAUAAUUCAGAUGGAGAAUAUAUGGCUGGACAGCUGGCUGCCUAUGGCUAUAAAAUUACAGAAAAUGCGUCAGAUGCAGAUUUGUGGCUCCUGAACAGCUGUACUGUGAAAAACCCGGCUGAAGACCACUUCCGAAACUCAAUCAAAAAAGCUCAAGAGGAGAAUAAGAAAAUUGUCCUAGCUGGCUGUGUUCCCCAAGCCCAACCUCGUCAGGACUACCUCAAAGGACUGAGUAUCAUUGGGGUUCAGCAGAUUGAUCGUGUGGUAGAAGUUGUGGAGGAAACAAUUAAAGGUCACUCAGUGAGGCUCCUGGGCCAGAAGAAAGACAAUGGGAAGCGGUUGGGGGGAGCGAGACUGGACUUGCCAAAAAUCAGGAAGAAUCCACUGAUAGAAAUCAUUUCAAUCAACACGGGGUGUCUCAAUGCUUGUACCUACUGCAAAACUAAACAUGCCAGAGGAAACCUGGCCAGCUAUCCCAUUGAUGAACUUGUAGAGAGAGCCAAGCAGUCCUUUCAAGAGGGUGUUUGCGAGAUAUGGCUGACCAGCGAAGACACUGGCGCCUACGGCAGAGACAUUGGCACAGAUCUCCCCACACUUCUGUGGAAGCUGGUGGAAGUGAUUCCUGAGGGAGCCAUGCUGAGGCUGGGCAUGACAAAUCCACCAUAUAUUUUAGAGCAUCUGGAGGAAAUGGCGAAAAUUCUCAACCACCCCAGAGUCUAUGCGUUUCUCCACAUUCCAGUGCAGUCCGCCUCCGACAGCGUGCUCAUGGACAUGAAGAGAGAGUACUGCGUGGCCGACUUCAAAAGAGUUGUGGAUUUUCUCAAGGAGAAGGUUCCUGGAAUAACGAUUGCUACGGAUAUUAUCUGUGGUUUUCCUGGAGAAACCGAUCAGGAUUUUCAAGAAACACUGAAACUUGUUGAAGAGUACAAAUUUCCAAGCCUUUUCAUCAACCAGUUCUAUCCAAGACCCGGAACUCCUGCUGCAAAAGCCGAGCAAGUUCCAGCACACGUGAAAAAGCAAAGGACAAAAGAUCUGUCUCGGGUGUUUCACUCCUACAAUCCAUACGAUCACAAGAUUGGUGAGCGACAGCAAGUGCUAGUAACAGAAGAGUCUUUUGACUCCAAGUUUUAUGUUGCACAUAAUCGCUUCUACGAGCAGGUUUUAGUGCCAAAGAACCCUGAAUUCAUGGGGAAAAUGGUUGAAGUAGACAUUUAUGAAUCAGGAAAACACUUUUUGAAAGGACGGCCAGUAUCGAACACCAAAAUCUACACACCAUCCAUCAGCAAGCCCCUGGCCAAGGGAGAAGUCUCUGGUUUAACAAAGGAAUUCAGAAAUCGGUUUGGGAAUCAUCCGAAGCCAACUUCAGACAGCUGUGCUCCAACUCGGCGUGACUCGGCAUAUUCCAGAAUUGGGCUGCGGAUGUCCCAGCGUGACUCUGCAGUGAGAGUAGCUGCAGGCCUGGCUCUCAUUGCUCUUCUUUUUGCAUUUCUGGCCAUAGUCUAUGCUUACAACGUUUUUCCUCUCAGAUGGCUAUAGUUUAUGUCAAGUUGACACAGAAUUUGCCAGCGCACAGAUGGGGUUUGGAGUGUUUUAUCAGAAUGCCGUAUUAAAAGGAAGCCCUCCCCACAAAGGGAGAUCUGCUGUGCUUGUCAUCCGUCACUGCUCUGUCUGCCCCAUUUUUUGUUUGUUUUCUUUUAAUAUCUGAUUCUCCAAUAGUUUUCUUCUCUUGUACACCUCCUAAAUGUAGGGUCUCUGACCCCA